Messenger RNA from Globicephala melas (long-finned pilot whale), 1106 nucleotides. It is a transcript of the gene CRK, whose product is annotated as CRK proto-oncogene, adaptor protein. NCBI's taxonomy places the organism in Eukaryota, Metazoa, Chordata, Mammalia, Artiodactyla, Delphinidae. Gene Ontology annotation, molecular function: signaling adaptor activity; receptor tyrosine kinase binding. The record is from RefSeq and is a predicted model, not a curated record. Gene Ontology annotation, biological process: signal transduction; cell migration.
GGCCCGCGGCCUCCGCCGCCAUUUCGGGCGCUGCUGAGAGGCUGAGACCCGAGCCGGUCCGCUGGGCGGCGGGCGCCGGGGCUGGAGGGGCGCGCGCGGCGGCGGCGGCCCAGCGUGUAGGCGCGGAGGCGGCCAUGGCAGGCAACUUCGACUCGGAGGAGCGGAGUAGCUGGUACUGGGGGCGGCUGAGUCGGCAGGAGGCGGUGGCGCUGUUGCAGGGCCAGCGGCACGGGGUGUUCCUGGUGCGGGACUCGAGCACCAGCCCCGGGGACUAUGUGCUCAGCGUCUCCGAGAACUCGCGCGUCUCCCACUACAUCAUCAACAGCAGCGGCCCGCGCCCGCCGGUGCCACCGUCGCCCGCCCAGCCUCCCCCCGGGGUGAGCCCCUCCAGACUCCGAAUAGGAGAUCAAGAAUUUGAUUCAUUGCCUGCUUUACUGGAAUUCUACAAAAUACACUAUUUGGACACUACAACAUUGAUAGAACCAGUUUCCAGAUCCAGGCAGGGUAGUGGAGUGAUUCUCAGGCAGGAAGAGGCAGAGUAUGUACGAGCCCUCUUUGACUUUAAUGGGAAUGAUGAAGAAGAUCUUCCCUUUAAGAAAGGAGACAUCCUGAGAAUCCGGGAUAAGCCUGAAGAGCAGUGGUGGAAUGCGGAGGACAGCGAAGGCAAGAGGGGGAUGAUUCCAGUCCCUUACGUCGAGAAGUAUAGACCUGCCUCCGCCUCAGUAUCGGCUCUGAUUGGAGGUAACCAGGAGGGUUCCCACCCACAGCCACUGGGUGGGCCGGAGCCCGGGCCCUAUGCCCAACCCAGCGUCAACACUCCGCUCCCUAACCUCCAGAAUGGGCCCAUUUAUGCCAGGGUAAUCCAGAAGCGAGUCCCUAAUGCCUACGACAAGACAGCCUUGGCUUUGGAGGUCGGUGAGCUGGUAAAGGUUACGAAGAUUAAUGUGAGUGGUCAGUGGGAAGGGGAGUGUAAUGGCAAACGAGGUCACUUCCCAUUCACACAUGUCCGUCUGCUGGAUCAACAGAAUCCCGAUGAGGACUUCAGCUGAGUAUAGCUCAACAAACAGUUUUGCUCACAGAUGGGAACAAUCUUUUUUUUUUUUUUU